GUCUCCACCUACCUGCCCGUUGAAAGGCCGCUCGAGUCCGACGGGAGCUACAUCUAUACUUUGCUGGGAGCUCUGGGUGGGGGCCUCCUCCUUUUCUGGAAGGAGCUACAUACAUUCUUUGAUUCCCAGCUCCAGAGAGUCUAGAGAAAUCACCUUACAAUCGUUCAUCGUCACUCUUGUAUCAUACCAACAAUUCCGAUCUCAUUCAUCUCGCACUCAGGUUUUCGUUUUCAUCAAACAAAAUCACAGUUUUCCGUAGUAGACAAGGGACGAGGCGGUCAUCUCUUGCCAAUGGAAACUGAAUCCCCAGAUUCAGACAGCAUCGCCGGAAUAGCGUUGCAUUUUCCGGUGAACGAUUCCGAUCCCACUUCCCUGCAGUCCACUCCAAGGCUCCCUCGCCGCCUUCGACGCCGCCUGCUGGAGAGCAAAUCGCCCUCCACCACCGCCGAGGAUAUUGAAGCCAAGCUUAGAGGUGCUGAAUUACGCCGCCAGCAAUUUUAUGAGAUCUUGUCAUCCAAAGCACGCAAAAAAUUAAGAUCUUUGACAUGGUCAUCUUCUUUGCAAGAUGAAGACCUGGCUCGACGACUUGAAGCAAAGCUCUCUGCCGCUGCUCAUAAAAGGUUAAGCAUCCUUGCAAAAGUGCAGAGGCGCUUGGCAAGAUUGGAUGAACUUCGACAAGCAGCUAAAGCUGCAGCAGAAAUGCGCUUUGAGAAACAACGUGAUGAGCUUGGUAGUAAAGUUGAGUCACGCGUACACCAAGCUGAGGUAAACCGAAUGCUUAUUCUCAAUGCUCAUAGGAAACGGAGGGAUGCGAAGAAAGAAAGGACUGAUCAAUUGUUGAGGAGAAAAAUAAUUAAAGAGAGCAAGUACAAGGAAAGCAUCCGAGCUGCUAUUUAUCGGAAGCGUGCUGCUGCCGAGAAGAUACGGCUGGGGGUUCUUGAAGCGCAGAGAUCUAGGGCACGUGCAAGAGUGUUACUAGUUCAGCAAGUGGCAAACAAUGUUACCCGCAAACGGGAGAUUGAGAGGACCAAGCUGAAAGACGAAUUAGCAUGCCGGCUUCUGAAGGCUCAGUCAUUGAGAGCUGAGUAUUUGAAGCACAGGGGAAACCUUCAAAAUAUAGAUCACCCUUUUCCAAAAAUGAUUGAACUCCAAAAUCUACUGUGCAGUAAACUAGCAAGGUGCUGGAGGCAAUUUGUCAGACAUAGAGGAACAACACAUGCACUAGCUAAGGAAUUUGCAGAAUUAAAUAUCCAUGGAGAGACUGUCAAAAGGAUGACAUUUGAGCAACUUGCUUCUAAGAUUGAGUCUGUUGUAACAAUUCAAACCACAAAAUCUUUGCUUGAUAGACUUGAGAGUCGCAUCAUUAUCAGCCAGAAGAUUUUUGGUUCCAGCCGCGCUUUUAGCUUAGGUAACACUGAUCAUCUUCUUAAACAUGUUUUGUUUCCGAGUAAAGGGGCCAAUGCAGACAAACCAUCAAAGAAAUGUAGGUCCUAUGGAGAUAAGAUUACUGGCACCAUCAAGUCAACAAGGUAUCCAGUGAGGGUGGUUCUCUGUGCUUACAUGAUCUUUGGACAUCCAGACAUGGUAUUCAUUGGGAAUGGGCAUGACGUGAAUGCUCUUGCUGAUUCUGCAGGAGUCUUUGUGAAAGAGUUUGAUUUGUUGAUUAAAGUUAUUUCGGAAGGGCCUAUUCAGCCCUCCAUAGGGGAGAUUGACAAUAGUGCCGAUCCUCCAAACUGGCUGACUUUUAGAUCUCAGCUGGAAGCUUUUGACAAAGCAUGGUGUUCUUAUCUGUAUAGCUUUGUGAAGUGGAAAGUCAAGGAUGCCAAACUUUUAGAAGAAGAUUUGGUCAGAGCUGCGUGCCAGCUGGAUUACUCAAUGUUGCAAGCUCGCAAGCUAGCUGCUGAAGAUGAUUAUAAUAUAGCUGAAAUGAAGGUUUUACAAAAGCAGGUUGCUGAAAACCAAAAAGUGUUGUCAGAAAAGUUGCAGCAGCUUGCUGGCGAGGGUGGAAUCAAGCAUUUAAAGCAUGCACUUCAAAAGACACGGACAAGAUUUGCUAAAAAGAAAGAACAUAAUAAUUUAUUAUCCGCAUCUGAUCAUCAUAUUCCAUCUUCUAGUUCAAGCGGUGCAUAUAACAACUCUACACCUCUUGAUGACAAGAAGUGUGACGGUGUAGAGGGCUUCCCCGAUGUUCAGCAUGAGAGUGGUCCUUUACUGAAGUUGCGUGCUUCUUCAAGCAAUAAUAUUUAUUCCCUGGCUCCGAAGAAACUUCCAACUUUUACAGAUGCUGCAACCGUGCAGACAGAGAAUGAAAUAUUAGUGAAUGACAUUAUCCAUGAGUCUUGUCGCUUAGACACUAUUAAUGAGGACCAGUCGAAUAUUAUGACAAAGUUGAGGCACACAAUGGAAAAGGCUUUCUGGGAUGGAGUCAUUGACUCAGUGAAUCAGGAUAAGCCUGAUUAUAGCUGGGUUCUUAAACUCAUCAAGGAAGUUCGAGAUGAACUAUGCAAAAUAUCUCCUUCGAGUUGGAGACAGAAUAUUGUUGAAAGUAUUGAUAUUGAUAUUAUCUCACAGAUGCUAACUGCUGGAAUACUAGACAUGGAUUAUCUAGGCAGGAUAUUGGAAUACUCGUUAAUGACGCUGCAGAAACUCUGUGCUCCUGAUGAUGAGGAUGAACUGAAAGCCUCUCACCAGAAACUAUUACUGGAAUUAGCGGAUAUUUCACAAGCUGCAGACAAAUCAGUCACUAAAACUGCUGUUGUUGCCGUUCAGGGUCUGCGCUUUGUUUUAGAACAGAUUCAGGGGCUCAAGCGCAGUAUAAGCAAAGCACGCAUCAGGUUGUUGGAACCUUAUCUUAAAGGGCCUGCUGGUGUGGAAUACCUUAGAAAUGCUUUUUCCAAGCGCUAUGGGCCUCCUUCUGAGGCAUGUUCUUCUCUCCCACUGGUAAACGAAUUGUUUUCUGCCUUGGUUUUGGAGUUCGAGAAUGAAUGGAAUGAGCAUUUGAGUUCUCUAUCGGCUUUGGGGUUGAAUAAUGAGAUGUGCUUCCAGGAUGAGGCUCCCUCCACCCUUCGUGCCGGAGGUGGUUAUAUUCAUGGGGAACUAACAUUAAAUGCUGUAACCUCAAGCACUGUAGGAAAUGAACAGCCAGAAUGUAAGGGAGAGAAAGUUGAUCUUUUACUGAGGCUUGGAUUAUUGAGGAUUGUGACAGAGAUUGAGGGCUUGACAAUAGAAACACUACCUGAGACUCUGAAGUUAAAUUUCUACAGAUUACGAGCUGCUCAAUCUGAGCUCCAGAAAAUCAUUGUUAUCUGUAUCAGUAUAUUGGUCCUCCGGCAAACCCUCCUCACUGAGCAGCACCUGGUAUCCAGUCAAGGGGACAUGGAAAUCCUGAUAGCAAAAUGUGUAAAACAGCUGUAUGAGGUCGUGGACAGUACAGAGGACGCGGGCAUAGCAGAACUGGUUGAAUCUAUGAGUUCUUGUCUGGAGUCAGACGAGACAGAUAAGUCCAGAGCAAGGAAGGAUGUGGUGAGAAAUAUGUUGAGAAAGAGCUUGCAAGCUGAGGACCCUGUCUUCACCCGGACUUCACAUGCCAUCCGCUUGGCAACCAGAGGCGUUUUACUCAGUGGGAGUGGGACUAAGGGUAGGAAACUUGCUGAAAGUGUACUUAGACGCGUUGGGGCAUCUUUUCUUACAGAGAGGUUGGUGGAAGCCGUGGGAAAUCUUUUGGUCGUUGCCAUUGUGUCGGCCAAUGUUCAUAGACCAUGGUAUGAACAAGUCCUUGGAAACCUCUGAUUCCAAACAAUUACAUUUUGUGGAAUGUGUCGUGUGAGGAGUUGAGGACUGAAGUGUAGCAAAGGUUUUUUUGCUCUUUUUUUAUUUUUUAUUAGUAGAGGAGGUGGGGUUUGUGGGCCUCCACCAGUUGAAUUUAAUGUUAAACGGAGUGCCCAUAUUUUUAGGCCUUUGCUUUUUAUAGUACUAUUGAGUCUAUUAUAAAUUCAAUCUUGACACAUGAUAGACUAAAAACUCGUUUGGUAAAACUUCAACAAACUUUAGGUUUAAAA
This is a messenger RNA of Cuscuta campestris, 4058 nucleotides long. NCBI's taxonomy places the organism in Eukaryota, Viridiplantae, Streptophyta, Magnoliopsida, Solanales, Convolvulaceae. The record is from the annotation of a GenBank genome assembly.